AUGGGCUCUCUCGGACCGUAUCAGCGCAAACACAAGAUCACUGUGGUGGGCUCAGGAAACUGGGGAUGCGCAAUCGCCAAAAUUGUCGCCGAAAAUGCCGCCAGCAACCCCGCAAUUUUCGAGGAGAAGGUUGAGAUGUGGGUUUUUGAGGAGAAGGUGGAAAUCUCCAAAGACUCCCGGCACUAUGAUCCCUCUUCACCGCUGUGCCAGGGCCCACAAAACCUGACGGAUGUGAUCAACCAAAAGCACGAGAACAUAAAAUACCUGCCAGGAAUUACUCUCCCCUCCAACCUACAUGCUAACCCGUCGUUGGUUGACGCAGUCAAGGAUAGUACCAUCCUUGUCUUCAACCUCCCCCACCAGUUUAUCAUCAAGACCUGUGAGCAGAUCAAGGGCAAGAUCCUGCCCUAUGCGCGGGGUAUCUCCUGCAUCAAGGGUGUCGAUGUGAACGAAGAAGGUAUUCAUCUCUUCUCCGAGACCAUUGGCAAGAUUCUGGGUAUCUACUGCGGUGCUCUUUCUGGCGCGAACAUUGCGAGCGAGGUAGCCCUGGAAAAAUGGUCCGAGUCAAGCAUUGCCUAUGAUCCUCCGCACAUGGAUUCCAAGGCGCCAUCUCCCAAUCCGCUGCCGUCCGACUACCCCCCUGUGGACCACGCCGUCCUGAAGUCGCUCUUCCAUCGUCCGUAUUUCCAUAUCCGUGUGGUGAGUGAUGUCGCGGGUGUGUCGCUUGGAGGCGCCCUUAAGAACGUAGUUGCUCUUGCUGCCGGCUGGGUCGACGGCAUGGGCUGGGGUGACAAUGCCAAGGCUGCCAUCAUGCGGGUUGGCCUUCUCGAGAUGGUCAAGUUUGGUGAAAAGUUCUUCGGGGCCACCAUCAAUACUCGAACCUUCACUGAGGAAAGUGCGGGUGUUGCCGAUCUGAUUACUAGCUGCAGCGGUGGCCGGAACUUUCGCUGCGCGAAACUCAGCAUUGAGAGGAAACAGUCGAUUGAGAAAGUCGAGGAGACGGAACUCAACGGCCAGAAGCUUCAGGGUACUUUGACUGCGGUUGAGGUAAACAACUUCCUGAAGAAGCAAGGCCUUGAGGAGGAAUUUCCCUUGCUUACGGCUGUGUACCGUGUUCUCGAGGGCAGUAUGUCCGUUGGAGAUAUUCCUUCUUACAUUGAGCGGUAA
Molecule: messenger RNA, 1167 nt
Organism: Aspergillus niger
Lineage: Eukaryota; Fungi; Ascomycota; Eurotiomycetes; Eurotiales; Aspergillaceae
Exons: 4
Coding region: 1-1167 (388 amino acids)
Biological process (GO): glycerol-3-phosphate catabolic process; carbohydrate metabolic process
Cellular component (GO): glycerol-3-phosphate dehydrogenase (FAD) complex; nucleus; cytosol
Molecular function (GO): glycerol-3-phosphate dehydrogenase [NAD(P)+] activity; protein homodimerization activity; NAD binding
Source: RefSeq, a predicted model, not a curated record